GGGGGUGGAUCAUGCCUGGGAUUGCGCUUAUCAGGCCUGGCUUAUCGCAGCUCACGCCAGAGUUGGAUGGACAAUGAGAGGGUCGACAGACAACAACACUCCAAGUAAUUAAAACGUCAAUGCAUCGUUGUCGCCUAUCGAGAACCGCCUCGUCCAGUUGACCAAUUCACUCUUGUCAUUGCCGGGGAGCCUCACAAGGGUCCAGACUCGGCGCCGUCCCAGCCUCGGCCACCUCCGCCGUCGCCCAAUCUCCCCGGACCCGGUCGAGCCCCCCUUUUCCUCCAACCACGGGGCCGGCCAACUCGGCCCGCAUUCUCAGUUCAGGGUCUCCAGCUGAGAUUGCGACUCUUGCCGUUCACCACACCCUUCCUGGAGACUACCGGCUGCCUACACGAUGGCUCCAAGCAGGGCUUCCAAGUCCAGGACCAAGGACAAUGCGGUCGUGGCAGCUCCCGCAGAAGCCUCUGCGGCUGCCGAGGCAGGUGCUAAGGCUGAGGAGGUCGCGAAGCUCGUUGCCCAGCAGGCCAGAGAGACGCUCUAUGUCAUGUUUGCGUGGCGAUGCAUCAAUGCCUUUGCCUGUCGCACAUUCUUCCAGCCCGACGAGUACUACCAGGCCCUCGAGCCAGCGUGGCAAAUGGUGUUUGGGCCAGACAGCGGUGCCUGGCUCACCUGGGAGUGGACAUACGGCUUGCGCUCCUCGCUGCAUCCCGCCAUCUUCGCCAUUGGGUAUGCUCUGGUGGAUAACUCGAUAGGGGACCUUUACUCCGUCAAGGCAAAAUGGCUGGUUGCGGUGCCCAGGGUGAUGCAGGCAGGCUUUGCUGCCCUGGGUGACUGGUACAGCUGGAGGCUGGCCGAGAGGCUCUUCGGACACAGCACAUCGAUUUCGUGGGCAGUGCUUGCCAUGACCAUGCUCAACCCGUGGCAUUUCUACACGGCAACUAGGACGUUUUCAAACUGCCUCGAGGCCACUCUGACUAUUGCCGCGCUCUUCUAUUGGCCCUGGGAGCUUCUCGGUGUCGAGAAGACGGCCGAGGGUGCUUCCAAGGACGCUGAUGCUGCUCCGUUGGCCACCUCGAAGCAAGUCAGCAGUCUACGCCUGUCUUUUUUCCUUGCCGCUCUGGCCAUUCUACUGCGCCCAACUAACGCCCUGAUCUGGUUCGCGGUCGGCACCUUGAUGCUUACGCGUGCCACGCUAGACGGCGAAUCGCCCUUGACACAACGCAACCUCCUCGUCAUUUUCCGUGAAGCCAUCGUUGGCGGUGCGGUCGCGAUCUGGCUUGCUCUCCUGGCGGAUCGUGCGUAUUUUGGCGAGUGGACAUUCACCGCGGUCAACCUGGUACGCUUUAACGUCGCCCAGGACCUGGCCAGCUUCUACGGGCAGAACGACUGGCACUAUUAUCUUUCGCAGGGAAUACCCCUAACAUGUACGACACUUGCGCCUUUCGUACUUACUGGCCUCUGGAAAUCGACCAGUUUCGGUACUGGCGAAAGUGACGUGGCGAUGCCCCUCAAGACCAGGAAUGCUCUCAAGACUCUGAGCUUCGCAGCCCUGACGAACAUUGCCUCGCUGUCCCUCAUCUCACACAAGGAAGUCCGGUUCAUCACGCCGCUCAUGCCCAUCUUCCACGUCAUCGCCGCGCCUUACGUCACCUUCUUCUUCACGAACGCCAAGGCCGCCGCAGCCAUGUGCCCUCCGCCUCGACUACAGUGGCGCCGCACCCCGAUCCUCGCCUUGGGGGUGAUCGCAAACAUUGUCAUUGCGGUGUAUCUGUCCUGGUUCCACGCCGCGGGCCCCAACCUCGUCAUGAGCUACCUCCGCAACGAGUUCGACGAGAUCCACCCGGAGUCGCUAGCGAUCGACAUGGACCGCCGGCUUCCCAACGUCGCCGCGCUCGAGACCAAGGACACAGGGGCGAAGCAGGACGCCGACAACGAGCUCUUUGCGCUGUUCCUGACGCCCUGCCACGCGACACCGUGGCGCUCGCACCUCGUCCACCCGAAGCUGGCCGCGCGGGGGCUGACCUGCGAUCCGCCCGUGCACACGCAGCCCGGAUCGCCCGAGCGCGCGGCGUACCAGGACGAGACCAGCCGGUUCUUUGCGGACCCAGCGGCGUGGCUGGACACUGAGCUGUGGCCCGUCGUCGUCCCUGGUGCUUCCGACACGACUAACACCGCCGCCGCCAAGGCGCCCAUGGCGCGCUACAUUGUUGUCUACGACGGCCUGGAGGAGAUGCUGGUCCGAUACUUUGAACAGAACUGGCAGCGGCUAAACGUGACGGGCAUCCAGAAGGUGUGGACCGCGUGGAACGGGCUGUUCACGGACGACGACCGCAAGGCCGGGAACCUGAAUGUGUGGCGGGUGAGCGGAGUGUACGAGGAGACGGACCGGGCGAGGAAGGAGGCACGGGAGAGGGGCUUCGAGGAGAAGCGGAGGGCGAGGACGGCGCUGCACGCCAAGAACGAGGCGGACAAGGCAAAUAAGGCGAGGGAAGAGGCCGCUGCGGGGGAAGCAGAGGGUGGGAAAUAAGUGAAAUGAUUCCAGCGUGGACCAUGUGGAGGACAGCCGUGUACGAGCUGUUGUAAAACAUGAGGAGCUUGCAAUCUGAAAAGUUUGGUGUUCAAAGAACGCGAAAUACGUGCCCCAGCAUGCAUGCAUGCAUGGUUGGUUGGUUCGCCUGGACUGCCACGGUUUGGGGGACAAGACCUCACGACUAUCGUCAACAUGAUCAUCAUCGUCGUCGUCGUCGUCUCUUCACAUGAGUGCCG
This is a messenger RNA of Microdochium trichocladiopsis, 2766 nucleotides long. Its product is annotated as Alg9-like mannosyltransferase family-domain-containing protein. Gene Ontology annotation, biological process: GPI anchor biosynthetic process. Lineage: Eukaryota; Fungi; Ascomycota; Sordariomycetes; Xylariales; Microdochiaceae. Gene Ontology annotation, cellular component: endoplasmic reticulum membrane. Gene Ontology annotation, molecular function: alpha-1,2-mannosyltransferase activity. The record is from RefSeq and is a predicted model, not a curated record. The transcript is spliced from 4 exons. Bases 395 to 2527 code for a protein of 710 amino acids.